Lotus japonicus is the source of this 1360-nucleotide messenger RNA. Its product is annotated as B3 domain-containing protein At5g06250-like. NCBI's taxonomy places the organism in Eukaryota, Viridiplantae, Streptophyta, Magnoliopsida, Fabales, Fabaceae. The transcript has 2 exons. Bases 198 to 1265 code for a protein of 355 amino acids. Gene Ontology annotation, molecular function: DNA-binding transcription factor activity; DNA binding. The record is from RefSeq and is a predicted model, not a curated record.
CACAUUGUUUCUCUCUCUCUCUCUCUGAUCUCUUUGUCAUAUCUUUAGAAGCUCCAUCAAAUUAAUAGUUCCCACAGUUUCCACAUCAAACCAUAACCAUCAUCACUCACUCACGCCUCUUCCUCAUUCCCUCUCCUUUCUCCUCCCAUUCUCCAAAACACUCAAUUCCUGAAAACAACACCAACGUACAAGAAAAAAUGUCCAUAAACCACUACUCCAUGGAUCUUCCUGAAACAACACUGUUUUGGACUCCUCAUCAGCAUCAUCAACAAAUGGAACCACCACCUUCAAUCAUCCACCAAAACCAGCAACCCACAUGGUUCAACCUCAACAACAACCACCAAAACAACGACGAAGAAGAUGAAAACGACGACGGCGACGAAACCACCACCACCACAACAACAACAACCGCCACACCGAAAGGAGAAACAGAAAACGACGACGACGACAUUAAGGAACCCAUGUUCGAGAAGCCGUUAACUCCGAGUGACGUGGGCAAGCUGAACCGCCUCGUCAUCCCAAAGCAGCACGCGGAGAAGUACUUCCCCUUAAGCGGCGGCGGCGGUGGUGGUGGUGACUCGGCCGAGUGCAAGGGGCUGUUACUGAGUUUCGAGGACGAGUCAGGGAAGUGCUGGCGGUUCCGUUACUCGUACUGGAACAGCAGCCAGAGCUAUGUUCUCACCAAGGGGUGGAGCCGUUACGUGAAGGACAAGCGUCUUGACGCCGGCGACGUCGUUUUGUUCCAGCGCCACCGUGAUGAUGCGCAGCGGCUCUUCAUUGGGUGGAGGAGGCGCAGGCAGGGUGGUGGUGCCGCCGCCGCGGCGCACGUUAGCAGGAUGGUGGGACAUGGCAAGAGCAGUGGUGAUGGGAAUGAGGUUGGUGGUGGUGGUGUGGGCGUGGGGUGGACCAGAGGGUUCUAUUCUGCGCAUCCUUAUCCUGCGCAUCAUCAUCCUUUGCCAUAUCAACAUGACUGUCUUCAUGCAGGUACUAGAGGGUCCCAAGGUGAGAGGCAAAGGACGAGAGCGAUGGGGAACAUGAGUUCUUCAAGUCCUAGUUCAAGUUCAAGCAGGGUACUUAGGCUUUUUGGAGUGAACAUGGAAUGCCAAGCUGAACAUGAUGAUUCUGGACCAGAAUGCUCCUACAAUGGUGACACUGUGCCUAUGAACCAGGGCACAGAUACCAAUCACCAUUUUUAUCAGUACUCUUCUAAUUCUCAUUCUAAUUCCAACCCUCACAUGGUACCUCACCAAUCCUACUACUACUAGAUGUUGGAGAUUGGAUUCUCAAUUGUUUUGUCUACAGCUUACAACUAUGUAUCGACUUGGUUAAUUAUUAUAAUUACUGCUAAUUAAUGAAUCAA